Molecule: messenger RNA, 2859 nt
Organism: Monopterus albus (swamp eel)
Lineage: Eukaryota; Metazoa; Chordata; Actinopteri; Synbranchiformes; Synbranchidae
Gene: c1qtnf6a
Product: C1q and TNF related 6a
Exons: 3
Coding region: 390-1133 (247 amino acids)
Molecular function (GO): protein binding
Source: RefSeq, a predicted model, not a curated record
AUGAAGACUCCGGGGAAUGACCAGGAGUUUCUUUGACUUUGCACACUGUGGGGAGAGAUCCCACCGUGGUUGUGCGCGCACAUGCACCAGUAACAGUUACUGGCGAUGGGACGAUAUAAUGUCUGUCAAAUUUUAAAAUCGCAUGUCGUUUGAUCAAGUUUAGUAUUCGGCAGCUAGAGGAAAGAACUGCACUGACAACAGCUGAUCUUCACAUCUGGGUCAUCAGUAAAUGGACACGCACGUUGGCAGAGUCUGCGCGUAACAAGGAGCGAUCCAUCACAGCUCGGCCACACACGGAGCGCUGCUGAUUCUGGAGCUGCCCUCUCCUCUGUCUCCUCUGUCUCCUCUGUGGACUGAAGCGGCGCCACAGACGUGAACGAGGCACAACUAUGUUGGGGGUCCUCCUCGUUCUGUCCAUCCUCUCCCUGGUGGCCCUGGUGCCUCCCCCAAAUGUCCCUCCUGUGCCUUGCCAGCACUGCUGUGAUCACCUGGAGCCAGCAGAGGGCAGUGGAGCACAGCCGCCACCAGGGGCGUUCGUCCAAGUGCCAGAGGUUCGCACCUACAUCAACAUGACCAUCCUCAAAGGUGACAAAGGAGAUCGUGGAGACAGAGGGACACCAGGUAAAGCUGGACAAGAAGGCCCUCCAGGCUCCAUGGGCCCCACGGGCUCAAAGGGUUCUAAGGGCCAGGGAGGUCUGCCAGGAGACCCGUGCAAAGUCCAAUACUCUGCCUUCUCUGUCGGCCGUCGCAAAUCUCUCCACAGCCUGGAGACGUACCAGGUGCUGGUGUUUGACACGGUCUUUGUCAACCCGGACGGCCACUUCGACAUGUUCGAGGGGAAGUUCUUCUGCCACAUCCCAGGGAUCUACUUCUUCAACGUCAACAUUCACACAUGGAACUUCAAGGAGACGUACCUGCACAUCAUGCGGAACGACAUGGAACAGGCCAUCGUGUACGCCCAGCCCAGCGACCGCUCCAUCAUGCAGAGCCAGAGCCUGAUGCUGGAGCUGGAGCUGAACGACUGGGUGUGGGUGCGGCUGUACAAGAGGGAGAGGGAGAAUGCAAUAUACAGCGAUGAUGUAGAUGUCUACAUCACGUUCAGUGGGUACCUCAUCAAAGCCAGCGUGGAGUAAAAAUGAACAGGCAAGCAAACCGAAGUGACGUGGGUGAAGAAAGCCUUUAAAGUUGCUCUCUUCUUUCUUUGAUUUUUAGAUAAAAGAAAUCCCGCUGUGGUGCCAGAAUCAAAGUUGUUGCAGGAGAAUAAGCAGUACCUCUGAGGAAUUGUGAAGAAAGAAACUGAAUAUAUUCACCCCAAUAGAAGCUGAAAAUAUAUAGGGCACCCUACAGAAGACUCACUCUUUUUAUACGAGCCUACAAAAAAGGGUCUGCAGGGUUUCAUUCAAGGGAAAAAAAAAUCUACAUUUUGGGAGAAUGUUAAUUUGUUUUCUUGCUGAAAGUUCGCUGUGGAGAUUUAUACCACUCUUAUGUCUGCAUGGUAAAUUUGUAGCUGGAACUGGAAACGGAGAAACACCAAGCAUGGCUCUGUCCAAACAUGCAAAAAUCUGCCUAGCAAUAUCUCCAACCCUCACAAAGUAGUGUCACAUCUUGUUUGAGCCACACAAAAACAGAGAGUGCAAGUAGUAAGUCAUCGUCUUACUUAUUUCUUGGCCACGAGCAGCACUAUUUUCCAAGAAGUACUCUGGCGCAUAACUCCUUAGUAAAGCAGUGAAUGAUUGCUUUUAUGCUUUGGUUUUGUACAAAUGAGAUACAACAUGUUAAUCAGUAACAUAUGGAGCUGCUGGUUGGAUAUGGAUGUCACUUUUCCCUUGUUUCCAGUCUUUAUGCUAAGCUAAGCUAACUGGCCGCUAGCUGUAACUUCAUAUUUAAUGUACACUCAGGAGAGUGGUAUCAAUCUCUUCAUGUAACACUCAGCAAAGAAGUAAAUGUGUGUUUAAAAAAAAAAAAAACAAGAGCUGCAAAUGUUCUCAUUAAAACUGGAUAAAUUCAUGAUAGUAAUAAUAUUUUAGACUUAAAAGUCCACAGUGUCAUAAGAUUAUUGAUUUUAAAACAACAAAAACAAGACACUUUGUCCGUGUACUGUUUCUGUAAGAAACAGAUUUAUAUAAUGGGAUAUGGUAAGAAAAGGUAGACUUAGUUAACAGAAUCACUGAUAAUGUGGACAGUCAAUGAGUUACGUCUGUUACCGACCUGCUGUGUGUGGACUGACGGUUUCUGCAGUUCUACCAGUAAUAUUUGCCUUGGAUUGACUUUGAUAUACUUUUAUAAACUGAAUUGUGGUUUAUUCCUAAAGCAUACUUGAAUAUUUGGUGCUAAACAAGUUUGUCAAAAGGUGCUGAUUACCCGGUCUUUGCAGCUCCCUUUUUAAUAUAGUAUCAUACAAAUCAGGGGUUUUCAACAAAUUGUGGACCAGGGGCCACCAUUCUGACUAACCCCUCAUUUCCACCGAAUGCAGCUGUGUUGCGUUGUGUGCGGCUCAGUCACUGGAGCUGAUCUCAGUCUAGUCAACGGCUGUGAUUCCACCAGGUCCGGCUGCAUCUUGUCUCUGAUCCCUCUGUUCCGCUUUGCUAAAGAGACACAUAGUCUGUUUUUGACAGAUGCUGGUCCCAGGACGCUUCAAGGUUCGACCCCCCAAUUAGGCAGCACUAGUUGGUUACUUCCUACCAACAAGUCACAUCACAACAUCAACUAGCACUGUAAGUAAAACAGAAAAUAACUAUGAGGACGGAUGUAUUUGUAACAACUGAAACAAAGCCACAAAUCUUUGAUCCAUGUUUCAUACCGACUUAACCGUAACCACUAAAUCUAUGGGGCGCCGUUUGUAAAAAUAGCACUUACACA